UUACCUUCAGAGGUUGCCUAAUGUGGUAAAUUAAGUACUGGAUGGUCACUGGCUUUUGCAGUUAUUAAUUAACUAAUCACCUCCAGAAACAUCAGCUAUAUCUAAGAAAUGUAACAUUUCCACUGUUGAAACUGCAAAAAUGGUGGUCUUUCGUCUAUGGUUACCUCACCCUGACCUCGCCGGGUUCUUCACAAACACGCACCCACCCACGCUUGUCUAGCUCUCUGGACUCCCAGCGUGACGUAUACCAUAUACCCGGUUAGCUAGCUUCUAAGCUAGUUAGCUAGCUAGUUAACGGCGUACACCGGAGUUGGUCAACGUUAGCUGUCGGUUUCGGCUAUGGACGACGAAAGCUAUCCCAAAACCUUGUAUGUGGGGAACCUCUCCAGGGAUGUAACCGAAAUUUUGAUUCUGCAACUCUUCACCCAGAUUGGGCCUUGUAAAAGUUGUAAAAUGAUCACAGAGCAUACAAGCAAUGACCCCUAUUGCUUUGUGGAGUUCUUUGAACACAGAGAUGCUGCUGCAGCCCUUGCAGCCAUGAAUGGGAGGAAGAUACUAGGAAAGGAGGUCAAAGUUAACUGGGCCACCACUCCAAGUAGCCAGAAGAAAGACACAUCCAAUCACUUCCAUGUUUUUGUGGGAGAUUUGAGCCCUGAGAUCACCACCGAAGAUGUCAAGGCUGCAUUUGCACCUUUUGGGAAAAUCUCGGAUGCCCGUGUUGUGAAGGACAUGACGACAGGCAAAUCAAAGGGGUAUGGAUUUGUGUCCUUCUACAACAAACUGGAUGCAGAAAAUGCCAUCGUUAACAUGGGGGGACAAUGGCUGGGAGGACGCCAAAUCAGAACCAACUGGGCAACGCGUAAACCACCAGCUCCAAAGAGUAUCCAGGACAAUGGCUCAAAGCAGCUGAGGUUCGAUGACGUAGUAGCUCAGUCCAGUCCACAGAACUGUACCGUGUACUGUGGAGGGAUCCAGUUAGGACUAUCAGAACACCUAAUGCGACAGACCUUCUCACCGUUUGGUCAAAUAAUGGAAAUCAGAGUUUUCCCAGAGAAAGGAUACUCUUUCAUCAGGUUUUCCUCCCAUGACAGUGCUGCCCAUGCCAUUGUUUCAGUAAAUGGCACAGCCGUUGAAGGACACAUAGUGAAGUGCUUCUGGGGCAAAGAAUCUCCUGACAUGGCAAAGAAACCACAGCAGGUUGAGUACAGUCAAUGGGGCCAGUGGAACCAAGUCUAUGGGAAUCCACCGCAGCAGCAGCAGCAGCAGCAACAGCAGCAGCAGUAUGGGCAGUAUGUGACCAAUGGGUGGCAAGUUCCCUCCUACAGCAUGUACGGCCAGACGUGGAACCAGCAAGGAUUUGGAGUAGAGCAGUCCCAGUCACCAGCCUGGGUGGAAGGCUUUGGAUCUCAGUCAGCCCAGGCUGCAGCUCCACCCGGUCCUGUCAUGUCCAACCUGGCCAACUUCAGCAUGGCUGGCUACCAGACGCAGUGAGCUAGCACUAACCUAAGUGUAGUACCGUGAGGGUUUUGUCAACCCUUUUAGACCACACAGCACUCUUUCACCUGGACAGCUGCUGUGGUAGAAGAAGGGCAGGGGCCAUAUUCAAAAAGCCUUUGUAGCUAAUAGUUGCUUCUAAACAACCAGUUCAACAAUUACAUUUUAAAUGACAGUGUCCAUUUCACUCAGAACUUUUAAAAAGUUUAUUUGAUGAUAAUUUAGUUUGGUUAUGUAAAAGUGUGCUUAGGCAUCUGAAAUAAAGCCAAACAACUGUCUUUGUCUAAGUAGAUGUUAAAUGACAGGCCAACUUUUUGAAUGUUUGGUCCCAUGAAAACCAUACCCAGUAUCUGACAAAGAGGAUUUACAGCUAUUUUAACAGAGACAAGAGACCAUUUCAUGCCUCAUAUCAUAUGCUGAAUAAGUUGACCAGUGGGCCACACCAUCAAAAAGUUGAGUCCUUCAGAAACUAAUUGUUACCCUCCCAUAUUCAAAACUUGAGCAAAAAUGUAUCCAGAAAUCAUGAAAUGUAAACAGAAACCUAACAGCCACGCUAUUUUAGUGGAGUUAAAAGCACAUUUACUAUAAGCCAUCUUACUACUCCAGCAGCUCACUGGAACAAAACUACAGCAAUAUCUGGUCUCAGUUUGCCAAUGUGUUUUUUUUUUAAUAUUUCAGUGUUUGUUACAGACUUGUCAAAAUGUUUAUUUACUUGUCAUACUUGGGGCAUUUUUCUGGCAUUUUAUACAACAGAAUACAAAACACCACUUUAGUCUUCAUGCAUUGAUUAAGUUCAAUUUUGUUAUAUAGGUCAGUUUGUGAAAUGGCAUACAGUGAUGACAGUGGCUGUGUUCGGAAUUGUAUACUUGCGUACUGCCUACUUCAUACUCGAUCAGUCGGCUGGCUGUGUCCGAACACAGCCAGUGUUGCACAGAUUGAGCAGGUAGGAUUGGUUCACCAUUAAUUUGUGCUACACACUGCAUUGAGCCGCAAGAAAGAACCAACCUACUAAAAGUGGUUUGGGCUUAGGUUUAGCUCAUAGCUAGAAAUUCAGUCCUGUUUUGAUAUAUUAAUGAAAAAUGCUUUGUGAAUAGAGGCCCUGGAACAGUGGUUUACCUUUCUAGUAUAUGUGAAGAAACUAUUUGUAUAAACAACUGUGGCUUUAAAAGCGAUAUAAGUGGGAUGUGGUAUCUCUUGGGUAAAUUUUGUGUACAAAGAAAAAUGUCACACACACAACUCUAAAUGGGGGGGGGGAAAUGAUUUGGUUUUUCAUGUUUUGUAAAGGAGUAAUCGGCAUGUUCUGUGCAGACUUCUGAUGGAUUUUAGGUUACACCUUAGAUUGGACUAAUUUAUAAUCCUGUGUCUCAUAGCAAAGGCUAUAGCACAUGCUCACUAUAUAAAGAACAUAUUGUAAAAACAGUUUAACCCUCAAUCUUUGUAAAGGUAAGUAACUCUGGGGGCUGGUUUCCUGGAAAGAUUGAAUCUUUAAUAUUUUCUUGAUAACCUCAGUUAAUUUAUAGUAACUUCUUUCUAAUGGUUGUGAGAGUUUUUGUGAAGAAACUUAGACUUAAUUUAGCACCAAAACCAGCCCCUAAUGAUAUUGCAUCAUGUUUUACAUAAUUAAAAAUGCUGUUCUUUAGUCCCUUAUUUGUGUAAAGACAAGCUGUCCAAUGUUUUAGGCUUUCUAUAAAUUGCGAUGGUUUUAUUUUAUGAAAGGUUUCCUAACUAUGUCGUUGAUUUGUCAGGGAAGCGGGCACCUUUCUGCCUCUUAGUGUAUUCAGAAUUUUCUCAGUAUUUGCAGAAUAUUUCCGUAUAUUCCAGGUAAAUUAUUUAAUAAAAAUAACUGGCAAAUUGUGACAAGAGGAUUUUCACAAAGACGUCCUGCCAUUGGGAAUGUAUUUGCGCGUGUGCCAUUCUGUACAGUAUAUUAAACUCCUUGUAAACUCACUCUCCUUUUCCUGUUCUACUAGCCGACAAACUUGAUAAUGUUUUUGUUUAUUAGACCUGGGAGAUGUUUUUGUGUACAAACAGGGUCAUUUGGGCUGAGAGUGUAAAUAUAAACCUUGAUCACAAACCUUUAUGAAACUUAAGAAAUAAUGUACAUACUUUUAGGUAGAAAUGCCAUCAUUAAAUUUCAGCAAUAUGAGUUAUGAAUAAGCCUUAAUUGAUGUGUCAGUAAAGUCAAACUUUGUGUUAGUUACAGAGGCUACAUUACAAAUCUAAAUUCUUUUCCAUUGUGGAUUUUCCCUUUUCCCAUUUUUAAGUUUGUGUGCCAUUUUUAGAACAUAGCAGGAAGCGGUUGAUGUUUCGGCUUGAACUGCACGCUUAUGACAUGUAAUACAUUUGUUGCUUAAAAUAUUGACUGUAACAGCAUUUCGCUUUUAUGACAAUAAUACAAAUAAGUUGCACAAUAGAAGUGAUGUUUAAUAAUAAAGGAUGAAAUCAAUUUUUCAUUUAAAUGGGAAAACAAAAUAAGUGACUUCAAAUAAAGAAACAUUUGAACCUG
Messenger RNA from Sander lucioperca (pikeperch), 4000 nucleotides. RefSeq names its product TIA1 cytotoxic granule-associated RNA binding protein-like 1 (gene tial1). Bases 340 to 1491 code for a protein of 383 amino acids. NCBI's taxonomy places the organism in Eukaryota, Metazoa, Chordata, Actinopteri, Perciformes, Percidae. The record is from RefSeq and is a predicted model, not a curated record. Gene Ontology annotation, molecular function: DNA binding; RNA binding. The transcript has 12 exons.